Halteromyces radiatus is the source of this 1071-nucleotide messenger RNA. RefSeq lists its product as uncharacterized. The coding region runs from base 1 to 1071 and encodes 356 amino acids. The record is from RefSeq and is a predicted model, not a curated record. Lineage: Eukaryota; Fungi; Mucoromycota; Mucoromycetes; Mucorales; Cunninghamellaceae. The transcript has 7 exons.
AUGUUGGGAGUCACAAACGCAGUAGAAACUUUAAAACCUCAAUUCAUCUUCACAUUCGAUCAAUAUAAACAAUUGCAGUUCGCCACUAUUAUCUGUGGGUCACUCAGUCUUCUUGCUGGGAUCCUUGUAUUACUUGUUUAUUGUUAUAUGGUGUAUAUUCAACCUCGAGAUGCAAAUCGGGUUUCGUUACAUUGUGUAAUAGCUUCGAUUAUGCUUUCUAUGCUUGAACAUGUGCUCAAUAUAGCAUCACUGUACACGAACUAUAAUGCCCAAUUUUGUAAAGCUUUUCGUUACCUAGAUGGCAUCCUCCCACUUAUAACCCCUUGUCUUUUGGGCAUGGUGGGUGUUCAUUUCUUGUUGGUAUUUUAUUUCCAUGUACAUACAUGGCCAUGUCGACCUGAAUAUAUCUUGAUACCUAGUGCUGUUAUUUAUGCUAUCAUUGGCAAUAUAUAUUCUUUUGUAUAUGAUAAUUCACCUCAUGAAUUUCAUACCUUAUUUUUCCCAUUAGCCCACCAAUGCUGGUAUUAUACCAAUUUCAUUGAUCGACUUUUUAAUCCUGUGAUUGCCAUGUUAACUUUAUACCGAGAUAAUAAGAAAAAUCAUGCUCAUCUGGCCAAGAUCGCCAAUCAUAAUCGCGAUGAACAAUUAUCAUUAUCAUCAACAUCAUCACACACUUCAUCAAGAAGAAAAACCAAUCGUCUUCCAUGUUUCGUAAAUAUCUGGGGAUUUGGACUACAAAUGCAUUUACAAAAUCCAGAUCAUUUGGCUAAUUUCGGUAUUUCUAUGAUGGAUACUGUUCUCAUUCGUUUGGAAGGAGUAUUUAUAGCAUUGAUCUUUUUCAGUGAUCCUACUGUGGGUUCCAUUGUGAAAAAGAUCUUUCAUCUGGUGGAUGAAUUAUUGGCUUUUGGGACAGCAAUAUCAAAACCUUAUACUAUUGAACUGGGACAAUCUCAAGAAAGUGCCUUAAAACGAUAUCAAAACACACAUAUUCUGAACAUUACUCUGAAACCAUUAUAUCUACUUUUGGAUAUCACCAAGUCAUUUUUGACAAGCCUGAAAUGGAGCAGAUGA